UUGCAUAGCUACAUAGUUGCAGAGCGCAAGAUCCUCACGAAAUUUGUCUUAUUUCAACAGUUUUUUUUUGAGAUAGUCCCCAAUUCUGUUAUUAGAAGAAGUCCUAUAGAACUUGUUCAUAGUUCUAAUUUUCAGGUAGCUCACUUCGCCGAUCAAGUGAAAAGCCGGUUUCCUGAUUUAAAUGUGCUGUUGUGCAACGCUGGUGUGCUAAAUCCACGACGAGCUGAGACAAAGGACGGGCUGGAAAUGACAUUUCAGGUUAAUUUGUUUACAAAUCUGUAG
Strongylus vulgaris is the source of this 282-nucleotide messenger RNA. The record is from the annotation of a GenBank genome assembly. Lineage: Eukaryota; Metazoa; Nematoda; Chromadorea; Rhabditida; Strongylidae.